Molecule: messenger RNA, 528 nt
Organism: Caenorhabditis angaria
Lineage: Eukaryota; Metazoa; Nematoda; Chromadorea; Rhabditida; Rhabditidae
Source: the annotation of a GenBank genome assembly
AUGGAUAUCUCAAAAAUCACCGACACAAAGAAAGUGGAUUUAUGUAAAAAGUGAGUGUUAAUCAAAAUAUGAUUGUCAGAAAUCGGGAUUUUCAGGUAUUUUUACAUUGGAGCUUGUUGUUUACCGUUUGUUUGGCUGGCAAAUGCGUGCUGGUUUUUCUCCGAAGCAUUCCUUUUGCCAAUCACGACUCAUCGACAACAAAUUCGGCGCUAUGUUAUCGGGAGUAUUGUUGGAACCGUAUUUUGGAUUAUUGUUCUAGUUUCGUGGGAAACAUUUUUCCAGGUAAGAUCUGAUGUAAAAAAUGGGUUUGCGGAUUAUUUGGGGAAAAAUAAAUACGUACCUUUUCUUGUUUUCAAAUAGAACGUAAUGAGCUUCAAAAUUUUAAUUUAAAAAAAUACACGUAUGGAUAUAUAAAAAGUUCACGUUUGGAAAUUCUUCCUGGAAAGCCUGUAUUUUCAGCAUUAUCGGCAGCAAGGAAUCGAAUGGGCUGAUAGUUUAACAUUUGUAUAUCCAAAAGGAAGAGUUUGA